AAUUGGACAGUCAGAUGACAGUUCAGAGGGAGAGUUGAAACAGUUUUGUACUACCUGAUUUUUUGUUUAAAAUCAAAGCAACAUUCUCUUUUCUAUAAAGGAGUAGACUGUUAGCUCUAGCUGUCCUAAUUCUGGUUUGUGGUGGUCUAAGGGAGAUAAUUCAAAUACAUAUCUGGGGUACUGAGUUAAGAUGUCAGAUGAGAGAAAUUUCCGUACAUACUACUACAAGAAGUUUGGAAUAGGUGGAGUGGAAGAGAAGAAAUCCAUUGAAAUACUCCUGAACGAGCAUCCAUUAAACAUUGACAAAUUACGACAAUUCUGUCUGAUGUUCCAAGUGCCAGCAAAGUACAGAAUAUAUUUAUGGAAAGUUAUUUUAGGUAUUUUACCAUGUGGUCAAGGAUCUCAUGAUUUUGUGAUGGACCAAAGAAAACAACAAUAUAACGAUUUACUUCAUGCCCUAAAAUUGAUGAGAAGGGUAGACAACUCUACUACAGCAGGAUUACUGGUUCUAAAAAUGUACAAAUUAGAAACUGGUAUGCUGACUUUUGAAGAACAAGAAUUAGUAGACCCAGAUGAUAUGGCUUUGUUUACUAUCUCAGAAGCUUUAAGUAAUAUUGAGGAAGACGAUAUUAAUGUUUACUGGAUUGCCAAAAAGUUUUAUGAAUAUUUUCUGAAAUGGAAAGAGCCGAUUUUGAGUCUGACAGAAAAAGCUGUGACCAGCCUGAAGAAAGAGGACCCUAAGAUUUGGCAGCACUUGAACCAACAUGACAUGUUUAGUAUACUACCACUCAGAGCCUGGUUUCUAUCCGGAUUUGCUGAUAUUUUACCAAAUACAUCCAUGGAAAGAAUAUGGGACAAAGUGGUUGGUGGAUCUUUUGCAGUUUUGGUACAUGUAGCUGUUGCAAUCUUCUUGACCUUCAAACGACCUUUGUUGAGUAUGAAUAACAGAGAAUCUAUGUUAAAGUAUUUAUCAAAAUUACCAGAAGAUAGUGGAGAUGUUGUGGUGGUCAAGGCAUUAGAUCUAUGGCAACAACAUGGAGGUCACCAGAUGGUAGCAAGGUCUGAUUCUCCAUUGUUUUCUGAUCGCUCACCAAGCUGAAGCUAACCUGUAACCAUAUUAACCAUCACCAAUGGUAACCAGUCAAGUCAUGGUUGAUAUAAGAUGUCUCUCCAAAAUGAAAUAUCAUUGAGAAUGGAAAUGGAACAUCUUUGCAAAAUGGAAUAACAAGGGAUAUUCAAUCAAAACCUACUUUGUCUUUAAUAUAUUAUGAUACUAUCUGUGUGAAUGAGGCAAUUUUAACAAUGAUUUUUUACUUAAAUACAAGAAUCAAGAAAUUUCA
This is a messenger RNA of Mytilus trossulus (common blue mussel), 1340 nucleotides long. RefSeq names its product TBC1 domain family member 7-like. NCBI's taxonomy places the organism in Eukaryota, Metazoa, Mollusca, Bivalvia, Mytilida, Mytilidae. The record is from RefSeq and is a predicted model, not a curated record. Gene Ontology annotation, biological process: negative regulation of TOR signaling; activation of GTPase activity. Gene Ontology annotation, molecular function: GTPase activator activity. The transcript is spliced from 7 exons. The coding region runs from base 191 to 1099 and encodes 302 amino acids.